This is a messenger RNA of Jatropha curcas, 2439 nucleotides long. The record is from RefSeq and is a predicted model, not a curated record. NCBI's taxonomy places the organism in Eukaryota, Viridiplantae, Streptophyta, Magnoliopsida, Malpighiales, Euphorbiaceae.
AUCGGAAUUAAUUUUUGUUAAUGUUUAUUAGCUUUGGAAAAUGAGUUGGGAGAUGGCAAAACAAAUAUUUAAGUCACCAUGGGUGAAAGAACUGUGGGCUGCAUUUGAGAUUCAAGUUCUAGUACUUACAAGCUUAUUGUUUCAAAUAGUCCUCGCCGUCUGUGGCGGUCGCCGGAAGUACAAGCUAGGAGUUCUUACUCGCUUGCUUGUUUGGUUUUCUUAUUUAAUGGGCAUCUAUGUCGCAACAGUUUCACUUGGCAAGCUUACUGACACCAACAACGACACAAUUGCCCUUAAUAGCAUCAGUUACGGUGAUGCUCCUAAGGUGAAUGUUACCAGCAAUGAACUAAGGGCGAUGUGGGCUCCGUUGCUUCUUGUUCAUAUCGGCGGCCCUGAUAGCAUCACCGCUUUCGCGGUGGAGGAUAACCGGUUGGGUCUGAGGCAGUUUCUUGAACUGGGAGUGCAAAUAACUGUUGUCGGUUUGAUUUUUAUCAAAUCUUGGAAUAAUUCUUGGUUAUCAAUUAUAGCCUUGACUUUGCUUGUGAGUGGAGCUAUUAAAAGUCUUGAGAGAGUUUGGUCUCUCAGAUGCUCGGCCACAACAGAACCUGUGUUUGGUAAUUUAGCAGACAGUAAAGCUUUAGAAAUAGGCACCCACCAUUUCUUAUCAAGCACUAAAGCUUUAGAAGUAGACAGACUUUGGUCUCUUAAGUCCUCAAUUCCAGACCUUCUAUUGCUUGUGAAGGCUUAUAUUCGUUUCGAACACUUAAAGCCUCACCUUCAAAACUGGAUAGGCCAUCCUUUGUCUAUACAAUUGCCUUCUAUGAGCACAUAUUAUUCUACACCAAUAGAUACCUUUAAAAUUGCAGAAGCAGAGCUAAGCUUCAUGUAUGAUGUGCUCUACACUAGGGCUCCCAUCAAUUAUUCCGGCACAAGUUUUGUACGCCGAGCCAUUUGUUUCCUUUGUUUAGCUUGCAGCUUGUGUGGAUUUGCAAUCUUGUUUCGACACGCCGAUGUUCAGAUUUUCAAAAUUCUGGUCUCACGGAAAUAUGACAAGAAGGUGGACAUUUCUAUCACUUAUCUGCUUCUUGCUGGUGCUAUUACAUUGGAACUUUAUGCUUUGCUAACCAUUCUUUGCUCAGAUUGGUCCGUUCUUUAUCUGAUAAAAGAGCAAAGAAAUAAAUUUGUUGAUGCUGCUCUUCAAGUCUUUGCUCAUAAGGUUUCAAGGCCGCCGAGAUGGUCAAAUCAGAUACAGCAACUAAAUAUGUUGCAUUAUUGUAUAUCCAAAGAGCCUACCGUCCUUAACAAAAUCCUUAACAAACUCAUUCGUCGAAUCCCCAAGAACACUCCAUGUGCUCAGUUACUCGAGGGAUGGGAUCAACGAUACAAGAGGUUUCGCUUAACCCAAUCUGUAGGAGUUGAUGAUACAUUGAAGGAACUGAUAAUUAAACAGAUAGAGGAAGUUCGAGGGCAAAGAGUUUGGCAAGCCUUCACAAAAAGAGGAGAAUGGGCAUUGGAAAGGUACAAAUGUCUUGACCAAUUCAAAUGGAGCAUAGGAACAGACCACACUAAUGAAGCAAACCAGCAAACAAGUUUUGGAAGGGCUAUAACAAUCUGGCAUUUAGCAACUGAUGUUUGCUAUGGAAGGGAGUCCUCGGAGAGUAAAAGUACUAACAAAGAGUUGAGUAAGCGUUUGUCUGAUUAUAUGAUGUAUCUACUAGCCGUACGCCCCCACAUGCUAUCUAUUGGUACAGGGAGUAUUCUUUUCCAGGGCGCUUCCAAGAAACUUGGUGAAUUUUUAAGUGUUAUUAUCAGUUCACCAACAGAUGCAGCCACCAAGAAAGGAAAAACAGAUGAGAAAACUAUGAUUCAACAUUUUUUAGAAAAAUUGCUCCAGAAGAGUUCUGAAGAGACAGUGGUUCGGGUAUCUAAUAAACAUAACAAUGUGGAAAUAUCUGCAGAGAGUGAAUAUGUGAUCAUAUCGAGCUGGAAUUUAGUACUGGACGCCAAACUACUUUCAGAGCUUCUGAUAGACAGGGAAGACAAAUGGAGUCUGCUAUGUAGUAUUUGGACUGAAAUGCUUUUCUAUGCUGCAAGUAAUUGUCCAUGGGUUCAUCACACUGAACAGCUAAGGCGUGGCGGAGGGUUGAUCACUUUUGCUUGGAUUCUCUUGAACCAUGAAACAAAUAAGUUCAAUAUCAGUAUGUAUUGAUUUUUAUAGCUGGAUAAAUAAGUAUUGGGCCUUUGUUUGAUUAGCCCAAUUAGAGAAGUGGACCUUUAUUAUUUCUUUGAGUCCAUCUACUUGUGCCAUCUUUUGUUUUCUCAUUUUCUUAGAAACCUUUGAGCGCCGCAUUCAAUAUCCACUGCCCAAUUUGAAUGUAUUGUGUAUAUUUCGAUUUAUUCGCGUGUCCUGUAUUCUAUUAUUCUAGUUACUUUAUUCUA